AUGAAAUCACUAAUCUCACUUAUUACACUUACAUUCUUGCUAUCUAGCAUAUAAGGCCAAUCCUAACCCAAACAAGAUGGCCCAAAGAAAGUACUAGUAUAUGGCUCUUUUCUAAACGGCCAAGUAGAUUUCAUGAUUGAUGUUGCAGCUACUAUUGCCUCAAAAGGGCCAGAAUAGAGGGAGGUCUAUUAGUUAUUGCCAGAGGGGUCUUAAAAUAUAGAAUAUGUUAAGACGUUGGACAUCAACCCAAUCGUCAUCCCAGGCUAUACUCAAGACUAUGUUAAUGAGCAAAAUGAGUUGAUAAGAAACGGAGAAGUUGCAGAUCAAACUAAGUUCUUGAAGGAGCAUGUCAGCUAUAUGUUUAACGAGCAAAUUGACUUAUUGAUUGAUCUCAAAUCGCAAAAUUUCGACAUGCUUAUUGUAGAGAGAUAUGAAGAUCAACAAUUCGUGGCUAAUUUCCUAGAGAUACCAAUGCUAGUUAAAGUAAUUGAAAGAGUUGUGGAGCCUAUAAUAAUUCAAGAAAUUGGAGGAAACCCAUCUCAUAGUUCUUAACUCAGUACUCUUAGAAACACUUUGUUUGGAAUCUAAAGAUAUGAGACCCUAGAAGAUAAGCAGCUCUCUUUCUUUUUCAGAUUCUUCAAUUUCGUCUCUUUUUUCCUGCACAAGGCUUACUUAUAUCCAAGCAUUCAAUAUGAUUUAGCAAGUAUCAUUCCAGACGAGUAUGUUGAAUAGGCAACCACUUAAAGAUAUGCAAACAUGACAAUAUUUACUGGUAUUGAAGGCCUUAUCCCACCAAUCGCAGUUCCACCUUCUUUGAAAUUCAUCUAUCCUAGAUAUAAGACCUAGUAUUAACCAGAAUUUAUGUAAAUAGAUCAAGAGCUUAAAGAUUUCAUGAACAAGAAAUUCCCAAAGUAAUUAGCUUUAGCAACGUUUGGAAAUACCAAACAGCCAAAUGUUUAUGAUCUUGACAACCUAGCAACUUAUAUGGUAAAGUAAAAAUAAAUAGGUUUCAUUGUAUCGCUCUCCAACCCUUAGAACUAUCCAGAAGAGGUUUUGAAUAAACUCUCUGAGUCCUCUAACAUUUACUUGACUGGCUGGGUACCUCAAUAAACUAUCUUGAAAGAUGAAAGAGUUAAAUUAUUCUUCACUCAUGGCGGUCUAAACUCCUACUAUGAAGGUCUAGAGGCAAGUAAAACUAUGAUUAUUAUUCCAUUUGAACAAGACGAGCAAGCUAGAUUCCUAUGUGAUUUCGCUCAUCUUGAGUAAUAUGGUUCUUGUGUCUAUCAAAAUACCAUAAGCGAGAUUGAGGAAGCAGUUUAAAGAGCAAUGAAAACCAAUGGCUAUUAGAAAAAGGUGUCUUAGCUUUCAAAAGUAGCCAAGAAAUCCAGUGAAAGCAAAAAGGAUCUUAACUAUUGGAUCGAUUAUUGCUUUAAAGUUGGCACUAAUCACUUAGCAAUGCCUCAGUAUCAGACAAUGAGAAUUGAUUAGUACUAUGAUUUGGACUUGCAUUUCUUGCUAUUCACUGCUAUUUUAGUGGGUCUCUAUCUCAUUUACAUUGCUAUCAUAAUACUAAUAUUCUUGGUUAAGCUCUUAAUAAGAUUUGUCAAAUAUGUCAUGGUAAAAGUUAAGGAAAGAAAGGCUAAGACUGAUGAGCAACAGAAGGAAUAGAGUGAUAAUGACAAUAAAGUUAAGAAUGAUUGA
This is a messenger RNA of Stylonychia lemnae, 1701 nucleotides long. The record is from the annotation of a GenBank genome assembly. Lineage: Eukaryota; Ciliophora; Spirotrichea; Sporadotrichida; Oxytrichidae.